This is a messenger RNA of Pseudophryne corroboree (corroboree frog), 4927 nucleotides long. It is a transcript of the gene SERTM2, whose product is annotated as serine rich and transmembrane domain containing 2. NCBI's taxonomy places the organism in Eukaryota, Metazoa, Chordata, Amphibia, Anura, Myobatrachidae. The coding region runs from base 743 to 1024 and encodes 93 amino acids. The transcript has 2 exons. The record is from RefSeq and is a predicted model, not a curated record. Gene Ontology annotation, cellular component: intracellular membrane-bounded organelle.
UUCUUUCCUGACUAGGAGCACAGAACAAGUGAACUUAUGCAGAGCAUUCACCACUUCAGCAUCCAGUUCAGCAGACAGCAGCCUAUACACAUCUCCAGUCUACUGGAAGCAGAUUCCUCAGGAAUAAUCACAGCAAGCCAUCAUGACAAGGGGACAACCUGGCAGGACUGGGAGGUGGCUUGUACAAGAAGACUGAUAUUGGAUUCAUCAUUUCAGUAUAAAAAGGAUCCUGUUAUCAAAGAGUAAAAGUUCUCUUCCGUCAUGAGAUUGGAGAUAAUUACUGCACAACUGGGAAUCUACAACAAUGCAAUGCAUAGGCGGCAGGUGAAUAGCUCUAAUGCUACAAGAAGUGCGAUGCCUGUGAAACAGAUGAUGAAGAAAGAACACGUUUCAUAAGUUCCUCAGUGACCAACGGGACAUUUUGUGACCAAAUCUAUUUUGAUAAAAUGUGAUGGAUUAUUUUUACUUUACAAACCCAUUUCUGGAUAAGAACCAUGAUGAUAAAGCGGAUUGACAGCAGAGAGCACUCUGGAAGUGACAGAUAAAAUUAGUAACUAUGGCUGGUAUUAUUCUAAAUCUCAGGAAAAAGGAGUGGCGUGGCUUUUAAAAAAGAGUAAUAGAACAGAUUGGAACGCCAGCAAACACUAAUUAACUGAAGACUUUCUUAUUAGUACAUUUAAUCUAAUUUGCACAAGAUUGCUACAGCAACAUCAGUAGUAAGUAUUCCGCAGUAUCUCAAGCUAUGACUGAAGCCUAUUUCAAAUUCCGUGGAAACCGAACUAUCUACGUCCAGCAGUUCCCAACGGUAGCCACAGAAGCGACUGCCACUACCACAGAUAAAUAUUCCAACCUGUACAUGUAUGUGGGAUUGUUCCUCGGUCUUCUUGCGGUGCUGCUGGUUCUGUUGUUUACAAUGCUGUUACGUCUCAAGCACGUAAUCUCUCCUAUCACCACGAAUACAGAAAGCACCGAUAUGCCACAGUUUACCGAUGUGGAAAUGCAAGGAAGGUCUCCGAGUGCCUAAUGGAUUUUUAUAUGCAUGGAAUCAACACUGAUGAACAAUUCAACAAACAAUCAUGCACAACUGCAAUAUGAGAAAUUGUCCUCUUGAACCCAAGAUUGCUGCACAGCAUGGCUGGAGCAAUGCAGCCUUAGCAAGCAAUUCCAUGUUGAACAGAAAUCUCACAAUCUGUAGACUUUUCCUAUAUAAAAUAAUCAUUUCAAGAUGAUCACAUAUAUUUUGGUAGAUUUUUUGUUUUCAUGCAAUAUUACUGAUGCAGCACAAACAUCUGCAAAGCACUUGAUUUAUCAAACUAUCUAAAGAAGACAAUUGGAAGUGUUUCCCCUAGCAACCAGAUUCUAUCAUCUUAUAGUAUAUACUAGAUAAAUGAUGGUUUCUAUGCGUAGCACCUCUACUUGUCCUAUUUAGGUUUGAUAAAUCUCCCUCUUAAUUAUAUUAUACUUGCCUAGUUUGUGGGCUACCUGUCCAGGAAAAUCUGGAGGGGGGUCCAAGGAGCAAGUGUGGAGUGAUGUGAUUUGCAUCCUCAUGGCCUCACCCCCAUGCUGCAUGUUGAAUUGUGUCAUUUCGCAGUGGGAGGUAGGGCAAUGAUGAAGCAUUGACGUGCAGUGGGAUCAGGGUUAUGACAGCACAAAUCAAUUCAUCAAGUCUCUGUAGAAUUCUCAAGCAUGAGAAGCCAGAUCCAAGAGGAUGGUCUGCUCUCACAGAAGGACUCCCGCGUGAGGUGUUGGACUGGGGCAUAAAGUGCCCACCGGGGGAAUGCAGUAGUAUGGGCCCAUGCUUAAGGGGUAUGGUCAUCCACUAGAGGGGGUGUGGUCAGCCAUUGCAGAUGCUUGGCUAACAAUUAGGCAAAUCCUGGUGUCGUUUUUAUAGAAGUGAACCAAGAACCCAUGUUUAUCAGCAAUCCUGCUCCGCUACGUAACAAUGUGCAAUUUGAUUCUGGAACAUGAGGAGGUUUGCCCUCGGACAGUGCGGCCCACCGGGGCUUUACCACACACACAUCCACACCCUGCCGCAUGUACCAGGAGAGUAGCCAAGUGUUAGUUAUCUUCUUGUACCAAAUCUGUUGUCACUGAAACUUUUGCCAUUAGAGUGAUGAAAGUCAACUUGAAAACAUGUUAUCGAAUUUCAAUCAUGUAAUGAAUUAUUAUAUAAAUACAAUGGUUAUUUAUAUAUGCCUUAAUUAUUUGAUUACAUUUAGGUUUUUAUUUUCAAGACAGUAGAGGUCACUUAAUAGCCACAACAUACAUUUUUCUAUUUAGCCACCUGUGGACCAAUGUUGGAGUAGUAUGCAAGCUCACUGCAAUUAUGGCACACUCCCAUUGCAUGCGCUGAGUGAAAUGUGGAUAUUCCCCUGCAUGUAGAAUUGCAUGCAGCAACCUAUAUGUGAGCCCUAUCCAUGUGCUUUGUUUCAUAGUCAUUAUCACUAUCAGCGCACACUUUCACCAAACCCCUCUCGGUGCAAGAGAUCUGUCUGAAAUUGGAAAGAUAUCUGCAUAUGCAUAACUAAGCAUAGUCUGCAGUACUACCUACAAGCCCUCACUACACUUCGCCUUCGUGAAAAAACUCUAUUACCACCCUGACUUGAGUGGAGAUACGACUGAGGUGCCGACAACUCAGAUUUGCCAGUUGAGGCAUAGGGAAUACUUCUGCAAAACAGACUUUAGUGCAACACUACAGCCCUAACUGUGACAUCAGUCAGAUUUGGGAACUGUCCUGGUUAAACCAUUCUAUAGCGACUUUUGUAAGAUUUGUGGCCCAGAUAAGAAUUUGCAUGGUGGAAGUUGUAGAAAGGCCUGGUCCAUUAAAGAAAAACGAUUACUAUUUUAUCUUAAUACUGUAUAAUGCUUUUCAAGCUUUAUUUCUGCCUUACAAUAGGCAUAACUGUAAAGGACAUCAGGAGUGUAUUUAUUUCAAGUUUCAUUAUUGUACAUUUCAAGCACUGUUACCACAGUCUGAAUCAUACUGUACUUGUCUACAUCUUGUUUCUCCUCUCUAGGACACACCUUGAGAGGAGAUACAGAAGACCACUUCAGGGGGUGGGCCGUGCUUUCAUAACAGUAACCCCCGCCCCAUCACUGCCAAAUGCCACAAAUCACAGUGGAAGGGGUGGAGCUAAAAUGAUGCUCCAUAUGGAGCAGUGAUUCCCCGUAUUAUGUCCCUAUUAUGUCCCUAUCUUGCCCACUUUAAUAGGAAGUAGACAGGAUGCAGGAGAUCCACCCAUGCAUCCAGGGGGGGGGCAGGGGAACUACCCGAAAAAUUGGUGGAGUAGGUAAGUAUUGUCUGAAUCGCUGUUAAAUAACUGGUCACAACUGUAAAUCUUGUUUUUGCCUUUGAGUUUAAUAGGAGGCACAGGAAUUGCUUCAUCAGUACAGUUUACACACACACACACACACACACACACACACACACACACACACACACACACACAUUAAUGGGUGCACAAAAACAGGUUCUGGACACCACAAGCAGUCAUCUAUACUGUGGGCCUGACACAUUGCAGUUUUGUACAAUAACUUUUACAGUGUCAGUAAUGAACAGGAAUGCUGUCUUCAUACUUCCAUGGACACUAUAUUGUUUUAAUAUGUUUGAAUGACAGAAUGCAGUUUUGCUACUAAACAUCCCGCUGCAGCUUCUUUGCUAAGAAAAUCAUUCAUUUACACCUAGGCUAAAAGUUUACAUAGGAGAUGUGGUUGGAGUGUGGCUUUCUCCUAGAUACCAAAUACGGAAAACAAAUUGAUCCAGUCAGACCUGUGCACAUGAUUGUUGAAAAGACCCUGUUAAAUAAAACCUUGAGCUGUAGCCUCAGAGUAUUUUUCUCAAAGCCUCCCUAAACCCUAGUGCACCAACGCUCGUGAACGCUGCAGGAAAUGUUGAAAUUGACGCAACACAACGCUAACGCUUGCCAGAAAGUAUGUGUGCACAGGUAGACACGCUAAUACUUUAUUUGGUAUAUCAGUAUUAAAGAACAUUUAGCAGGCUUUAGGAUAUUGCACAAAUGCCUGGGUUCAUCCCCUAUGUGUGCACUUCCCCCCCCCCCCAAUACUCCCGCACCCCCCACCCCACCCCACAGCUGUGUAUUCCUUUCCAGUUAAUCACCAGGAGCCUUCCACAUUUCUCAGAGUCAAUAACUGGUAGUCUUUUGGGAAAACUAUCACACAGGGGAGCUCUAUGUUGGAGGCAUGGUAUCUAUAGCAAUAAGUGACUGUGCACAUGAAAUGUCUAUAUAAUGUAUCUUGCCUACGCUCUGUAUUCAUCAUUGGCCCUCAUUCCGAGUUGAUCGGUCGCAAGGCGAAUUUAGCAGAGUUACACACGCUAAGCCGCCGCCUACUGGGAGUGAAUCUUAGCUUCUUAAAAUUGCGACCGAUGUAUUCGCAAUAUUGCGAUUACUAACUACUUAGCAGUUUCAGAGUAGCUUCAGACUUACUCUGCCUGUGCGAUCAUUUCAGUGCUUGUCGUUCCUGGUUGACGUCACAAACACACCCAGCGUUCGCCCAGGCACUCCCACCGUUUCCCCGGCCACUCCUGCGUUUUUUCCGGAAAUGGUAGCGUUUUCAGCCACACGCCCCUGAAACGCCGUGUUUCCGCCCAGUAACACCCAUUUCCUGUCAAUCACAUUACGAUCGCCAGAGCGAAGAAAAAGCCGUGAGUAAAAUUACUUUCUUCAUAGUAAAGUUACUUGGCGCAGUCGCAGUGCGAACAUUGCGCAUGCGUACUAAGCGGAUUUUCACUGCGAUGCGAUGAAAAAUACCGAGCGAACAACUCGGAAUGAGGGCCAUUGUGUCUGCAGCCUUUUGAAGGGAAGCUAAGAAAAAAUGGUUUUGUCAUGUAUCUAUUAAAUGUGUAGCUGUGUUGUGUAAUUCUAUAUUAUGGCAAAUAAACAUAAUAGGUUUAUUCUUUAUAUAAAAA